Messenger RNA from Coregonus clupeaformis (lake whitefish), 1281 nucleotides. RefSeq names its product sideroflexin 4 (gene sfxn4). The record is from RefSeq and is a predicted model, not a curated record. Gene Ontology annotation, molecular function: monoatomic ion transmembrane transporter activity. The transcript has 14 exons. Lineage: Eukaryota; Metazoa; Chordata; Actinopteri; Salmoniformes; Salmonidae. Gene Ontology annotation, biological process: mitochondrial transmembrane transport; monoatomic ion transport. Gene Ontology annotation, cellular component: mitochondrial inner membrane. Bases 150 to 1103 code for a protein of 317 amino acids.
UCAACUCAGGAAGUAAAUUGUAGAUAGAACUUGACCUAGACACAUGCCAUUCAAACUGAGUUCUUUCUAUAUUUAUUCACAUAAUGCAACAAAAUAUGUAACCUAUACACCAAUAAUUCAGUGUGACUUUGUGGGUAUUGCUUGUUCAAAUGGAUAUUAACUUGCUUUAUUGGAAAAACGAGGGAAAGACGUUCCUCAGUCGACUACGCCUCUGGUUUAAUAUUCUUGACCCAAGUUCCUUGCUCAGCUCUGAUGCUGAAAUAGAAAAUGCCCACUCACUCAUUGGAAGUGUGGAGAGAAAGCUGCAUGAUGAAAAGGCUGGAGAUGCAGCAUGGAUGCUUUCUCUUUCUUCUGUUCAUGCUGGUACUGGUGCUAUACUUCCAGCUGUUUUCCGUCCUCAAGCAUUUUUACCAAUAUCAGCCCCUUUGGUUGUUGCCAGCUUUUUGCCACACAGUGGAGUCAAACCGGCUCUAUUCUGGCAGUUUUUGCUUCAGAGUUACAGCGCUGGAUUCAAUCAUGCAAACAGAAACACAUCUUCUGACAAGGGGAUUAAGACAUCUUUGAAGCAGGGUCUGUUGAUUGUCGGAUCAGUUGCAUAUGCAACAUGUGCAGGGGCAAUUCCUCAAAUAGUCAUACAGCGACUUAGCAUGAGCAGCCCAGCUGUCCAGAUGUUUUUUAGGUCCAUAUUACCAAUUCCCCUCUCAGCCUCCCUGGCCUAUUUCAAUGUGGUCAUUGUCAGAAGUGAGGAGUCCGAGAAUGGAAUCCAGGUGUUUGAUUCCAAUGGGAAUUCUGUUGGAAUCUCUCGGGCAGCUGGAGCAAAGGCUGUGAAGGAGACUGCUCUCUCCAGAGCUGCUCUGUUAGGCACUACAGCUGCUGUUCCUAAUCUUCUUAUUUUCCUCUUGCAAAAGGCAAGGUUUCUGCAAAGGAGCCCCCUGCUGGUGGCUCCUAUACGUCACAUCAGCACUGCGAUCGUCCUGGGCCUGAUGAUCCCCGUGUCCUUCAGUCUCUAUCCACAGCUUGGAACAAUCAAAAAGGAAAAGCUGGAAAAAGAAUUACAGACUGCAGCUGUAAGUGGUGAACUAUUCUACCACAGGGGGCUCUGAGGCACCAGCAAACAAAUUCUGCAGACUGCAAUGUGGGAGCAGGAACACUUCAUUGAGUGGGCAUCACAAGAAGCAACCUUUUCAAGGCCACGGGAUGCAGUUUAUGGAAUAUGCACUGUUGCUUCAUACACAAGGAUGAUGAAUUGAGUCAUUAUUAAUUACAAAUUGAUAAAGGACA